Messenger RNA from Hepatospora eriocheir, 759 nucleotides. Lineage: Eukaryota; Fungi; Microsporidia; Hepatosporidae. The record is from the annotation of a GenBank genome assembly.
AUGAAAAUUAACUUUAAUAACUCUAGUUUCAAAUCUACUACUAAAAAUGAGAAUAAUAAAACUGAAGCAAACAAUAAGUCCUUUACUGUUGAUGAACUUCUUAAUGGAGAUUUAAUGGAUCCAAUUACAGAGGAUAUUAGUAUUUCUCAAGAAACUAAUAAUUCAUUGCUUUCUCUCAGAAUUUUAAACUUGUUAAAACUGAUUUUAAAAUCAGUAAGUUUUAGUUUUAAGCUUCUUUUAAGACAGUUUACAAUUUUAAAUAUUUUGUUAAUUAGUAUUAUCUGUUAUUUAACUAUGUUUAAGUCAUCUAAAAAUGAGAUUUUUUAUAAUCUUAAACAAAAUCUUGCUAGUUUAAACACGGUUAGUCGAAUAGAAACAUCUAAUCCAUUUAGAUAUGGAAUGUGGUCAAAAAAGACUAAAAGUAAAGAAAAUAUGCUUUUGGACAAUAAUGAUUGUGCUUCGUUAGUUAUGAAUAAUAACACUUUUAUCGAAAUAGCUCUGGAUGAGCCUAAGUAUCUCCAAUCCAUUGCACUUUAUCACUGUGUAAGUGGGAAUGUUAAAUCGGCUAUUAAAAAUUUCACUGUUACUGUUUUAGACAAAUCAAUCAAUAAGGAAAGAAAAUUUUGUUUUCAGUUUAAAAACAAUGGUUUUCAAGAAUUUGAUUUAGGUUGCUAUGCUGAGAAUAUUAGAGUUAAUAUUUUAAAUAAUUACGGUGAAGAAUACGUGUCAAUUUAUAGAGUUUAUAUCUACGGAAGUUAG